AAAUUUUCCUGAUAGAAAAUGUGGCAUUAAUCGGAAAUUCAAUCCAUUCUUUUCUUAAGCUUCCUUCAACCUUCUUGUCAGAUUCGCAUCUACCAUUUUCCUGCCACACCAGCGGAAUCGUCUCCUUAUAAAUACGGACAAUCUAACUGCAUUUGGCGUUUUCACGGAUUAUUCGCUCAAAAGCCGGUUCGAGCUUCUCUUUCCUUGUAACCGUAAACAGACUGGCCAUGCUGAGCAGUUUUACUAAAAAUCAACACCUGCCUGUAUAUAAGCGACGAAAUGCGAGUUCCCAAGCGUUCAUUUUCGUUUUGCCUUUCCAUCUUCUCCCCUCCUCUCUACUCCAGCUCUCCUCUUUCUCGAAACUUCCGUUUCUACUCCCGCUGCAAUUUCGCCGACAAAGGCAGGCCGCUUCGUUCUCCAGGUGUGUUGUUCUGCGCGUUAGUUUCCGUACGUGAAUGAAUGGAGAGUAUGAUUCUUCUGUUUCGUGAUUUGUCUUGCUCUGCUGUUGCGGGUGGAUUGCGCUUGUGUUUCCUUGUGACUUGAUUCCUAGUCUUCUUGCUUGUGUCGGAUACAUGCGACAAAUUGAGUGCUACUUCGAUUCUCUGUUUUGCUAUGGCUGGUGUGGGCUUGAAGGACCAGAAAAAACCAGUUGGAAGAGAAAAUGCGGCUGAUGAUGAUCAGAGUUCUUCCAUAUGGGCAUCUCCACGAGGAAGCAAAAUUGGCAAGGGACAACAGAUAUUUUGCAAUAGAUCUCUCAACAUGAAAAAUAUAGUUGCUGUUGGGUUUGACAUGGAUUAUACUUUAGCACAGUACAAAGCGGAGACGUUCGAAACUCUUGCAUAUGAAGGAACCAUAAAGAAUCUGGUCGAGGAUUUGGGGUAUCCUCGAGAGAUGUUGCAAUGGGGCUUUAAUUGGAGCUACAUGGUCAGAGGAUUAGUUUUGGACAAGAAAAGAGGGAAUAUAUUGAAAAUGGACAGGCACAAAUAUGUCAAAGUUGCUUACCAUGGAUCUCGGGAAAUGUCAAAAAAGGAAAAAGUUGCAACUUAUGGCAAUACUUUGCUUCAAGAUCCAUUUGAUGAACCUGAUUAUGCACUUAUUGAUACUCUCUUCUCCCUGGCUGAAGCAUACUUAUUUUCUCAACUAGUGGACUUCAAGGACAAAAACCCUGGAAAAAUUCCUGAAGACCGCGACUAUUCUCGGAUAUACAAGGAUGUUCGUGCGGCAGUAGAUAUGUGCCACCGUGAUGGGACCUUGAAACAGACAGUAGCACAAGAUCCUAAGAGAUAUAUCAUAGAGGACAUUAAAAUUGUUCCUAUGCUAGAAAUGCUGAGAAAAUCUGGGCGUGCUGUUUUUUUGGUGACUAACAGUCUGUGGGACUAUACAAAUGCUGUGAUGAACUUUCUCUGUGGACCCAAAGCAUCAGAUGCUUGUGCUGCUGAGACAUCUGAAUGGCUUGAUCACUUUGAUGUUGUCAUCACUGGCAGCGCGAAACCAGGUUUUUUCCAUGAUGAAAGACGUGCUAGCAUUUAUGAGGUGGAACCUAAAUCUGGGAUGCUGAUGAAUACUGAUAAUGGCACACCUAUGGCUCUGGUGGAUGGGAGUCCGAUAAGAGUGCCAACAAAGAGCUCCACGGGAAAAAAUAAAAUUUAUCAGGGAGGAAAUGUUGGUCAUUUGCACAAAUUACUCAACGUUGAGUCUAGUUCACAGGUUCUUUAUGUUGGGGAUCACAUUUAUGGUGAUAUUUUGCGCAGUAAAAAAGUUUUAGGUUGGAGAACCAUGCUAGUUGUUCCAGAGCUUGAAAGGGAGAUUGAACUUCUUUGGAAACAUACGGAUAGAAGGAAGAAACUUUUGUCUCUGAGGAGCGAGCGUGAUCGCAUUGAAGAUAAAAUACACCAUCUCGAGUGGUCUCUCAAGUCUCAAGGUGAGCAGCGUACUGAAGAGCUUCGUCAACUGGAGUCUGAGAGAGAUGAAGUUAGGCAUGCUCAUCAAGAGGAACAACGUGAAUAUCAUCAGGAGUUCCAUCAUAUCUGGGGACAACUAAUGAAGGCUGGCUAUCAGAACUCUCGCUUUGCCCAUCAGGUUGAGAGGUUUGCGUGUUUGUAUACCAGCCAGGUCACAAAUUUGAGCCUCUAUUCUCCGGAUAAAUACUAUAGAACCAGUGAAGAUUUUAUGCCCCAUGAGUUUGAUAUCCUCUCAGAGUAAAUGAUGCCACCUGACAGGCAUUUAAAAGAGAAGCUGAAUUGUAAAAUUUGGAUGUGGCUUCUAUCCAGCUGAGGGAAGGACCUUUAGGUUUCAUUUGUGAACUUGAUUGACUGUUAUUUGUUUCUUCUUCUCGAGACAUACAUAAGCAAGAAACUCAAAUUGGCUACAUGUUUUUCUUUUUUCUUUUGUGGUUCUCAACUAUUGGUGUGGAUAUAAGUGCCUGGACAUCUUUCAAAUAGAAACGUGGUGUUUAGUGGAAUCUUUCCCCUUUUAUC
Messenger RNA from Cuscuta europaea, 2477 nucleotides. Lineage: Eukaryota; Viridiplantae; Streptophyta; Magnoliopsida; Solanales; Convolvulaceae. The record is from the annotation of a GenBank genome assembly.